GUGUCCUGUCCCCCGAUGUCGCUGGUUGAUAUUAUUAUUAUUAUUAUUAGUUAUUACUAUUGUUCUGAAUCGCCUUUUCGGUAAAACAGAACGUUUCGGUUUUUUAAUCUGCGAUGGAGCGAAUUGUCGCCGUCGCUGCCGCCGUCGUGCGCCGAAACAAUAAUUGUUAAUCGCCGCGCACGUUGGACCCCAAUGUCCACUGUUCCGCCGCCGUCGCCACCGCCGCCGCCGCAGCAGCAGCAGCAAUUCGUCGGCCAUUACUUCAUAGUUCAUAAGCGACCCGGAGUGACGGAGACUUAUAGCGAGCAAUGACUGUUCUGCUCGCGUACCGAUAGGUUGUGCUCAGUCUGACGACGGUCAGUUAGAGACGAUAUUCUUCACCAGCGACGUUGACCGCCGCCACAGCUUGUUGCCGAGCGCCGGUCGUUCAUUUGAGGGGCAGUCUUGCACAGCGAACAAAUGCUGUUGCCAUCCACUUCUAGUAUCCUGUAAAGAGUGGUGUUACGCUCGCCAUCGAAGACGCGAUGGCUGUUCACCGACACGAAGAAGGAUGUUCAUCGUCGUCAAUGUCCAUCAGUACCGUCGAGACCAUGACGACGAUCGACUGCAGUCGCAAGAGGAUUCACAGCGAAACAGUUGAUUCAGAUAUCGAUGAAAAUACUAAAAACACACCAAUAAGUUCAGACAAAUUUCCUAAGUAUGUGGAUUGUCAAGAAACAUUGGUGGAAAUGUCAUUUAUUAAAUGGUUAGCUGGUUUUCGGUUGGAAUGCCGCAUGAUUUCAUGCAGUACAAAUACAGAACUUUUCAUUGGAUUAUUCAAUUUUUUUUGUUUGAAUAUAGCGCCAGAAAUGGUUGACUGCAGAAAUAAAAUUAAUAAAUCAACUCUUCUGAAAUCUUAUCUAGAACAAAGUAUGAUGUUUUUUCGAGGAUACUAUAAACGCAUAAAAAGAAUAAAAGGAGAUACUUUGGAUAUUAUAUAUUAUGAUAGAAUGAGUUCAAUGUUGGCAUAUUUCAUUGAUUUGAAACUAAUGGCAUCUCAGCGUUUUAAAGAAAACUCAUCUCACAAAAGAACGUCAAGUAAAAUAAAUACAAUGAUAUUUGUUUUUUUAGAUCAGAAACUUGAUUAUAUGUUUGAUACAGUAUUUCAAUUAUACUAUAUAUUUUAUGGUUCUGUUAGUACUAAUUUAGGAACAAUAAUGCUUCCAGUUUUUAAAAAAUUACUGUCUGAACAUCCAAUUCCUAAAAAAAUGAAGUUUCUAACUUAUUUAAGAUAUAUUUUAUGUUUUAAACUGUGGAAAAAAAUAAUUCACUCCUCGGUUAUGACUAGUUCUGUUAAGAGAAAGGAAUUGGAAAAUAUAAGAUUAUUAUUGAGAGGGUUAAAUGUUCCACAUGAUUUUAUGAGUCAACAUGAAAAAUAUAAUUGGCCUAAUUGGCCAAAAUUGACAAUGUCUCCUAAUGGAACACCAGAUACAAUACAAAGAGAUUUAAAAAAUGUUACUUUUGUUUUGUAUGGUGCAAAUUUACCUCUCAAAGAGUGUUACAAGGAUAUAUUGGACACUUCAAGAAAAGAUAUUCCAAUAUUAUUGAAACCAAUUGAAGAACAAUUAAAAAUUUUACGGCCAGAUUUAUUUGCAAUUUCAGGAAAAGAAGUACUGACAAAUUGGAAUGAAAAUUUUGAUGACACUCUAAAACCAAUUAUACCAACUACACGGUCUUGCAAUAGCUUGCUGAGAAAAAUCAAAUAUAAUUUUUAUAUUCCAGAUCAGUAUAUACUUCUUGAUGAUGAACCCGAUGAAGUUAGUUCUGUUACAGACAUAAAUAAUUUAAGCAAGGAAUUAAGCUUAAACCACGUGGGAGAAAGUUCAGAAGAUCAACCUCUUCGGAAUAAAGAAAAUAGUUCACGUUCUGAUAAAAGAUGUAUGGAAAAAUCUAAUCUUAUAAAUUCAUCAAACACUAAAAUGACUAUUGAUAAUAUAAUAGUAGAUGAAAAUGAAAAAUCAUCUGUUGUGGCACAAGAAUCAGUAACCACUAAUGGAGAAUCAUUCUCAGUUAAUGAAAAGCAACAAUCAAGUGAUGAUGAGAUGGUAGACAAUGAGAAAAAAUCAAAAUCAUCUGACAAACAUCCAUUACAUAGAAAUGAAGGCAGAUUUGAUCCUACAUUAUCUAAUAAUUCAAGUAGAUUAAAUUAUAUGUCUGAAAUUACAAGUGCUGUGCAUCACUCCUACGGACCUGGAUGUUCCUUUGCUAAAGGAAAAAAAAGAACUCAUUCAUCAUCUGGUGAAAAUAGUAAAAGCAAAAAAAUGUUCAGAACAAAGUCCAAACAUGAAAAAAAUGUAUCAAACUGUAACCCAAAUCAAAUCGUUGAUUCAAAAUGUAAGAAUUCAAGUGUUGAAAAUAUUAGUCGUGACACUUUAAAUAAUGAUAACACAGUACAUGAAAAUCUAAAGAACUCUCAAGACACAAAUGGAGUUUCUCGUCUAAUGAAUGUAUCUUCAGCCAAAGAAAAUAAAUGGGUAACAAAAACAUCGCACCCUGAAUUAUCUAUAACUGCUGUCUUAAAUUUGAAACAUACAGAGACUAAUUUAACUGUUAGUGACAAAGAUGAAAGCAUAAGUAAUAGUACUUCUAAAAUUAUUGAUCUAAGUAGUGACCAGGACGAUACUGCUUCUCCUUCAAGUGACAUACCAUGGCCUAUAAAGUUGUCACAUUCUGAUUCAUAUUCUCCAGAAUCUAAACCAAUGGUUGAUAAUUCUGAGCAAAUGGGAAUUGAAACAACAAGCUCUGAUACUGAAGGUAACAAUAGUCCAAAGACUGAGCGUUUAUUAUGUUUAAGAAAAUCUGAAGAAAUGAUUUCAAAAUUGGUUUCAUCCAGACGAUCUAUCAAUGAAAAUGAAAAUACUCAAAUUUAUGCUUUGCCUAUGGAACAGAAACUAUCUCAUGUAGAACAUCCUUAUGUUGAAAAUGCUAUCAAUUCAAAUACACGAGACUUAGAAGUAGUAAAUGUGUUAUCUCCUGUGUCUAUUAACUCGACUGAUAUUCCUAUGAAUAAGAGUUCAUGGGUUCCUGAUAUGUCAUUGGUACAUGCCCAUAAUGAUCAUAAUGAUAUUGAUUGUGAUCAUUCUCAGUCUUCUUUACAACAAUUAAAUGGUUUAUGUAAUUCAAUUAACAUGAACACCAGUCGUGUUACUAAUCAAAAUAGUGAAGUUGAACUUUUAAAUAAUAUGCAGUUGGAAACUCCAAUUAUGUCUAGGCCAUGUUCUUAUAAUCGAAUCGAAUCAAGAAUAUUUCCCGAAGAUUCGUAUACGGCUGCUUUGUCUCCAAGUGAAAGUUCAGUUUCGAAUUCGGCUUAUGGUACUGCGUAUGAUGUAAAUCGAAUACCUUUGGCAGCUACUGUUAAACCUAUUCCUGUUACUGUGUCUUCAAAAGAUAUAGCACAUGAGUUAAAUGAUUCGAAUAGUGGCAUUUAUCACAAUAGUACAAUGAAUAUGUGUUUUAAUGGAUUGAAGAAAAAAUCUAUCAUAGAACAACAACCUUCUUAUAAUUUCGCAAUGAAUAAUUCUAGACCAACUGAUAUGAAUGUUUUAGAAAGAGGUUCAUCAUGCAACAAAGACAAACAUGAUGUUCUUGAUGUAGUUUCAGAUGAAUUUAGUGAUGUUGACUCAAUGGACUUGAGAAUCAACAAUGCUGAACCCAAAGAUAUUAAUUUGUGUAUAAAUAAUUUAUCCAUGUCUAUAUCAAGUGACUUAAAAUCGCUUAAUAGUUUUGAAAAGUGUGGUAAUUGGUCUACCAUUAAAAAUCCAUCUGACACAUCUAACCAUCAUCAAAAGCAAAAAUUAAAAAUAUAUACAGAUCCAACAGAAAUGAUUUCAGUACCAAUUAAUCUGAAUACACAGUCUGUAAUGCCGAUUAAUUUGAAUGAAGCACAUGUACAAAAAGUGUUUUUAGGAAAUAAAAGUCCUCCACAAAUAUAUUACAAUCCAAUUGCUGAUUUCCGUGUUUCAUCAGAUAUAGAUAUGAUAAAUCAUGGAAAUAUAGAAGAUCCCAAUUUAAUUCAUUUUAAAAAUAGACAGAGAAGUUGUGUUAAUAUAUGUUCAAAUGAUAAAUAUAUCCAUCCUAUGUUACAACCAACUGAUAAUGAUCCAAAUGUAAAACAAACACUAAUUAAUGGCUAUGAUAGUGUUCAUAAUCAAAAUUCGUCAAUUAUGAAUAAUGGACUUUUAUAUAAGUACCCAAGGUCUGACAGUAAUACAUCUGUUAGAUAUGAAAAUUCUCCUCUUAGACUACAAAAUAAAAAUCCAGAAUGCAUAUCACCACAUAAUGGAUUACAAUAUUCAAGUUAUGACCCAAUACUAGGACCAAAUUUGUUGGAAGACCCAAAUCAAAAAGAAGAACAGUCUAUAAUUAAUAUGACACAUUUAAUGCUACAGUCUAGUAAGAAUUGUAAAGUUCAUUAUAAAUGGCCUUUAAAUAAAAACAAAAGUCAAACUUCUUCAAAUGGAAAAAUUUUAGAAGCUUCUCCAAAUUUAGACUAUAAAAGAAAUUCAAAUGUUUUGUAUAAAUAUACUGAUGAUGAAUUAAAUCAAAAAUUGUCACCAAAUGAAAUUUCAAACCAAUGCACUAAUUUGUCAUUUAACGAAAGAGUAAACAAUAGCACUUCUAUUCAACCGAACCAACAGUUCCAAGAUUUAUCUAAUUUCAUUGCACCUGAUCAUCUUUCACCUACCAUUCAAUCUGGAUCUGAUUCUAUUGAUGAAAAAACAAAAAUUCAAAAUUUUGAAAGUAAUUCGCGAAUAGAAUCAUCUGAGCACCGAGAAAUGUAUAGAAAUACCAAAAUACCAUGUCAAAGUAAAGAAUCAAGCACAUCAUUUGACAUAGAUGGUUUUGAAGCAGCCCACCACUUAUUCAAUAGUGGUAAGUUAUUUUUAUGCAUGUAUCCAAAAUGCACCAAUAGACAUCAUUUCCGUGUUAUACCUUCUAAUGCAGAAAUGCUUCGGCAUGAGUUCACUGUACCAUUUGAUGACUUUCGUUUCAAUAUACAGUACAAGUAUAAACAGUUAUUAACUUCAAACCCAAGAACAUGGCCUAGUAUACCUGAAUUAGUACAGUUGCCUAAACGGUGCCUGUGUGAAAUUUGUGGUGAUUUUGAUUCUAAAUUAAAUCAAAAUCAAGAUAUGUUAUAUACAUAUGUUGAAGGAAAAAAACCAAGUAUUGAAGAAGACAAUUGUGAAAAUGAACAGCCUACAAAUACACAAUCAACAUGUAGCUGGAAAAAACAUUUGGCACAUCGUUUUACUUCAGAAGAUGUUGAAAAACAGUCUAUUUCUCAGAUGAUAGAAGAUAUGGAAAGACAUAUAAAAAAUUUUACAUAUGCUUUCACAAUUAUUUUUCCAUUAAAUAAAGAUGUGAAAAGUAAUUCUCAAAAUUUACAAAAUGCAUGUGAAAGUUAUUCAGACGCAGCUAAUGAUAAUAAUAAGUUAUUAAAUUCUGAAUGUAAAGAAAAACUUGAUAUUGGACAUAAAUAUUUUAACAAAGAUUUACAUCUUCACUCUUAUCAAUAUUUACAAAUACCUAAUAAAGUUAUACCGAAACAUGUUUUGGAAGAAUUAUCUAAUUCAUCAUACCAGCCACCUAACCAAAACUUAUUAGCUACUUCACAUCAGUUUGAUGAAGAACAUUUCCCUAAUGAAAUAAAUAGAUAUUUUGUAAAGAAUUCUGUUAGUCCUGCAUAUCAAUCAAUAAAUCUAAAUUUAACUAAUCAGUCUUUAAAAUAUGUUCAUGAAAAUAUUUCAAACACAUCACAUCAAGCUGCUGUAGAGAAUUCACCCAGUACAUCACAUCAAUCAUCAAUUGGAAAUCUUACCAGUUCUUCUCAUCAACCAAUUUUAAGUAAUUUUCCUACAACAUCACAUGGGAUCUCUCUGGACACUUGUUCUCUGAACGAUAGAGGCCCAAAACAUAAUCACGUGUCUCGUUAUUAUACUGAUGGACAAAUAUAUACAGAAUUUCCCCACACAUAUCUUCAAGUUCCUAGUGCUCAGUUUCCAAAUUCUUCGACAAAUUCAUACUAUGGCUCACCUGUAAAUAUGCCAUCAGAUAAUUCUGUGCCAUUUUGUUCUCCAAGUUUAUCAAUUAAUUCUGUGCCUCAUUCUCCGUCAUCAGAUUGUAGCAUACCAUCCUUGGUUGAAACUGUCGCUACUGCUGUACCUGAGCAUGCUUUGUUAGAUGAUAGUUUAGAAGCGGUAAAUGCUGCUCAUAACUUAAUGUUGAUCUCAAACCGCCAUAGGUACAACAGUACAACUUUAAUUACAGCUACUAAAACUACAGAUACUAUUACAGUCACAAGUACUGCAAAUACUAAUUAUAGAACUGUUAAAAAUUCUAAUAUUAAUACAACUGAUAUUAAGACAAAUAAAAUGUCUAUAGCUGACACUACGGUUAAUAAUAUUUCUCCAGUUGAUACUACUGCUAAUAAUAUUUCACUUCUUGACUCUACUAAUAAUAAUAUUUCCACAACUUGUAAUUUGAGUGGAACUGUUCAACCUUCUAUAACUGAACCGGAGGACCAAGAAACAGAUAUUGUCCACAAUAGUCGAAGAAAAAAGAAAAAGAAACAUGAUAAAAAAAAGGAUAAGAAAAAAAAGGGAAAGCGUUGAUGAUAUUUUAUUAAUUUAAGUUUUAUUUUUCCAUCUAAGCUUAACAUUCCAAGCUUACACAAUUUUAAACAAUAGUAAAUCCAACAGAUUAUUUAAAAAAUGAUUUUUAUAAUAUACUGUGAUUUUUAUUUACUUUUUAACAAACUGUGAUAACUUAAGAUUGCUCAUUUUCUUUCUUUCUUCAUAUUUACUUAAUACAAUUUACACUAUAAUUAUGUUUUAAAACAUAAUAUUUAUUUAAAUUUUAAACAGUUUAUUUUUAAAACUCCAUAAUAACAUUUUUGCAUUUAUCUAUAUUUUAUUUUAAACAAAUUAAUCACAGUUUUAAAAUGCGAUAUUUUCUAAUAACUAUCAUCAUGAAUUCCUGAUAAAAAAAAAAAAAAAAUCAUUCACAUUAAGAAGGGAUAAGUAAAAGUGGACAUUAACUGUUAAUGUUGAUCUAUUCAGUUAAAUACAACAUUAGGAGAAAAAAAAAAUGUCAAAUUUAUUGAAAUUUAAUUAGUCCAAAUAUUAUUUUCUAAGUAAUUUUUUUUUCUCGCAGAAAAUGUUAAUAAUUCUGAGUAAGUACUAAAGUUAGAAUUAAUUGUUAAAAUAGUUAUAUUACCAGUCUGUUAAGUAUUAUAUAAGAUUUAAGUCACUAAUGUAACUUGGUACCUACUAAAAUUUUAAACACUACCUACUUUGUUUCAUUUGGUACCUAAAAAUUUCAAAGGUAAAUUUUUAUCAUAUAAAAUUUUUUGAAACAUACGUAAUUAACUUAAAACUAUUGAGUUAUUCAAUGUAAUUUAUAAGACUAAUAUUUGACCACAUUGCAUCGAACAACUGCCUGUAAAUAAUCUAGUGCUAAGCGUCUUAGUAAAUGUUUGUACAAAUAAAAAUACUAGUGCAAUUUAUGACAUGGAUAUUAUGACAUGGAAAAAAAAUUAACUGAAUUAAAAACAAUACUAAUAAUAAUUGCGCAUACCUUUAAUAUCAGGUUGUCGCGCCUGCUAAAAGAACUGUAUAAAUAAUACGAUGGAUUUGAUACUAAUAAAGCCCUACAGAACUGAUCGACAAAUCAUAAAAUAAGCUGUUGAUUUGUAUAUUAUGGCUAUUUUGAAAAGAAUCAAUAGUCUGAAAAAUUGCCAUAAAUUAUGUCAAUAUAAUAGAAUGGCUCAAGUUGAAAUUGUUUUGUCUUAUCAAGAAACGAGUUUUAUUUAAAUAAGUAUAAAAAGUUAGCAGAAAAAUUAACGGAUUCAAGGAAGAAAACAUUCAAAGCUGAAUAAAGAUGUCAUCAAAGUAAAUUCAUAAACCAUAAAAGAAAUAAGGCAACUAAUACGCUGAAAAUUAUAAAAUUAUUUUCAGUCAGAAUUUUAACGAGAUUAUUGAAUACUAAUUAGUGAAAAGUUCAAGAUUUCCAGAAGAAGUGUACUAUAGGUUUAUAUAUAUCCAUUAAAUCUGAAGAAAUAUUAAAAUACAUUUGUUGAAAUUGAGAAGUUUGAUUAACAUUAUUUAAAAAAAUACUUUUUAUCAAAUUGUAAUCAAUCUGAAAAGUAGUUGAAAUCAUAUUAGAUAAUCAAUAUUAGAAAGAUUAUCAUAUAAGAAGCUUCGCUGUGCAACUCAAAAUUAUCUACAUAUUUUGAAAUACCAGUCAUCAAAAUUUUAACUAAGCUCAGUUAUUGAUACUGUCAAACAAUCAGAAGAAAAUAUGUUUGGGUUAUAAUAAACUAGAACAAAAAAUGUAACAAUAAAUUGAUGAAACAUUUCAUUUGAUUGUAACUGGGUUACAAAAUUCAUAUUUAAUGAUGCAAUUAUGUCAAACUAAUUAUUUGGUCAAAUAAUCAAUUACUCAAAUAAUAUUUUUAAGUUAUAAAUUUAAAAAAUAAUAUAAAAAAAUGUACUCAAUCGACCUAUAGAUAACUUUUUUAAUAUUUUUUUUCUGUUAAAAUAAUUGAUUGAACUAUGUUUUUUUUUUUUAAUUUAUGUUAGUGGUAAUGUUUCCUAAUUUAUUAUGGUCAUAAUUGAUCUCAAUAUUAUUAUAAUUUAUAAUUUUUGUGCUGCCCAUUUGAGGUUUAAUGUAAAUAAUAACAAUAAUAUAAUGAUAAUUUUAAGAUUUUAUUUAUAUUACUAUUACUUUCAUUAUUAUUAUUAUUAUUUUUUUUUUUUUUUUGUUAUAGCUUUCAUUUGUUAUUAAUAUAAUUGAUAAUCCUAAUGAUACAUUAUUUUUUGUACAGGGGAAUUAUAACAUAACAUAGGCUAUUAGAAUAAAAAUAAAUCCAAUUAUUUCAUAUUUUAAAAAGAAAAAAAGAAUGAGCUCAUUUAUUAUAAUUAUAAAUUGUAAAGUUUGUGUGUUUUAGUGUAUCUUGUACAUAUUGGUCUUGUAAGACUUUAUUAUUAUUAUGUAUAAAUUUAAUAAUAAAUUCAUGUUUAAUUAUUGCUAAAUAAAAAUUGAAGUAUUAUGGCUUUAAAAGAAAGUGACAUUAUAAGGUAAUGUCACUACUAUAUUUGUUGAUGACGAAACAAUAGACAGUUGUAAAUAAAACAUGACUUUAAGAUUGUCGUCCGAUCAAAACUUUUUUUCAUAAUCAUCCAAUCGGCUAUUGUUUUGGCACCAACAAUGUAAUAUAAACUAAUUUUAAAUUAUAAAAUAUAUUAUUUUCAUCAUCGUCAUUAUUUUUAUUUUUAUUAUUAUUUUUAUAACAUUGUACAAAAUCACUAUACCUUAUAAUAUUAUAUUGAUUGUAAUUAUUAUUAUUAUUGUUUCUUUUUUUUACUUACAAUUAUUAUACAUUAAUAACUAUGUAGUAGGGUUUUGUUCGCGACCUCUGCUUCUAACAUAUUAUAUAUAUUCCUUAACGUAGCAUGUCAAUUGUAUGUUUUCUCACCUAAACCAUAAUAUAAUAUUAUAAUAUAUUACAAACAUUAUAUCUUUAAUAUUAUAUGUAAUAUUAAGAAUGUUAUUUACUCGACGUUAAUAUUGCUUGUUUAUGGUUUUAUAUUAUAUAUUAUUAUGAUUAUUAUUAUUAUUAUUAUUGAAAUAUAAUACAAUAAAAAUGUGAAUGUUUAAAUAAAUAUACGAUACUAUGUGUAUAUAAUAACUA
Molecule: messenger RNA, 9733 nt
Organism: Aphis gossypii (cotton aphid)
Lineage: Eukaryota; Metazoa; Arthropoda; Insecta; Hemiptera; Aphididae
Exons: 15
Coding region: 525-6653 (2042 amino acids)
Source: RefSeq, a predicted model, not a curated record